Zingiber officinale is the source of this 681-nucleotide messenger RNA. Its product is annotated as predicted GPI-anchored protein 58. The record is from RefSeq and is a predicted model, not a curated record. The coding region runs from base 1 to 681 and encodes 226 amino acids. The transcript has a single exon. NCBI's taxonomy places the organism in Eukaryota, Viridiplantae, Streptophyta, Magnoliopsida, Zingiberales, Zingiberaceae.
AUGUCGAAUUAUACCGGCCAGAAGAGACCUUCAACACUCGGCUCCUUCCGGGUCCGUAGCAGCUAUGCCGCGAUUUCCCGAUCAGCUCCCAGAUCCACCCUCAGGUCGGCCGCCAUACCUGCUGCUAGCUCAGCUUUCCGAUCAGCUUCUCGAUCGGCCCGUCAUGUGCGCUUUGCUGAUGAUCCUACAAGCCAAAGUGCUCCUUCCCUUUCAGCUCGUCGACCUCGGACCCCACCCGAGGAGUUGGACUCAGACGACCAACCCCUUCUGCACAGGUUUCGACGCUGGCACAUAGGGUCGGACCUGACCCCCGAGGAUUCAUCUGCCCCACAGGCUUCCAGGCCUUCUUCUACUUUUGUUCCUCGUCCACGUGCUUCUAGUGUUCCCGUGACCCCUGCUGACGCGCCAUCCACAACUACUGCCGAGACCAUUUCACAAGGUUCAAGGGGGAAAGCUCCAAUUAUAAAGGAGGGAAACCCCGCAGAGCCUUCCUCAAUUCCCAUAGUGUCCCCUAUAUCGGACGUACCUCUAAGGAUGUCUAACACUUCCUCUCGACCUUUGUCUACCUCAGCCUCUUCCCAACCUCAGGGUGCCGCCGCUGGCUUUUUCGCUCGUCCUUUACCUAACGAACACAACCGGGACCCUCUCACUCAUACCCUCCCAACCCUCCUGACCUUGUAG